ACGCUAGUCAGCAGCUGUCGAGGUCCAACCUCAAUUCCCUUGAGUUGGGCAAACACGUGGACGUUUGAAAAGGAUUAAGUAGAUGUGCCAAUAAUAGGGGAAUUCGUAAGUGGCCUGCCUCGAAUGAAUCAUUAAUUUGGUGGUUUCUGUAGCAUCCUAGCUGAAGGGUUGCUGGGAAAUAGUCGAAUGACACAGAGAACGCUGGGCUGCAGAAAAACAACAGGUUUUUUUUUUCUUGGAGAUAGUUUGGCCAGGGGACAUUUGUAAGAAGCCUUCGUCUUUCUGGAGACCGCUGAGACAGGCUGAACAAAUUGCGGAGUUAUGAAUCCCGUAGUGGAAGCGUUUGCCUUCUUCCUGGGCUUUCUGGGAUGGCUGAUGGUCGGGAUCGCCCUUCCGAAUCGAUACUGGAGAGUGUCGACGGUGGACGGUAACGUUAUCACCACGUCCACCAUCUACGAGAAUCUCUGGAUGUCCUGCGCCACCGACUCGACGGGAGUUCACAACUGCCGCGAUUUUCCUUCCUUGCUCGCACUCAGCGGGUACUUACAAGCCUCUCGAGCACUAAUGAUUGCCGCAAUUGUGUUCGGGACGUUGGGGCUCGUGGGGACUCUGGUUGGAAUGCAGUGCUCGAAGAUCGGAGGAGACAACUACGUUCUGAAGGGGAGGAUUGCCGCAAUCGGAGGGGUGUUCUUCCUACUACAGGGCAUGUGCACCAUGAUUGCUGUGUCUUGGUAUGCAGCCAACAUCACACAGGAGUUCUUUGACCAGUUCUACGCAGGGACAAAGUACGAGAUCGGAGAAGGUUUGUACAUCGGCUGGUCCUCGGCCGUACUCGCCCUGUGUGGAGGCGGAUGUCUGAUAUGUACGUGCAGUUUUAAUGAGCCGGGUGAAAAAAGGCCUUACCCAUACCAGCCGUCCUCCAGGGGACGCGCGCUGUCCACUACAUCCCGGUCUGCCCCCAGCAACUACGGAAGAAAUGCGUACGUGUGACAAGCAAGGAGAGUUGAACUCAAAACCGCAUUUUCAACAGGAAGACGUGAUCGAAUAUUGAAACUUUUUGUUUUUUUUCCUUUAACUCCUUCUCAACUAUAACUUGUAACAUUUAUGCAUUGUGAUCUUUAUUCCAAUAUAGUACUGUAUGUAUAACAGGACAAUAGAGCAGUAAAGAUAACAGUAUCUUUAGAGCAAUGACAACAUGAUGAGUGCUUGAAUACAAAGACUUUUGUGCAUUAGCAACAUUAUUGAAACAAUAGCGAGAUGCAGUUAGAAAUAGCUGUUGUCCCAGCAAGUGAUUCUGCUAAGACAUGAUCAGGAUCAUAACAAAAUCAUUCACUUUGUAGUUUUUUUUUUUUUUAACACAAAAAGUAAGUAGAAAGGGUGUGAGGUCAUGACAUAUUCUACAAUCCAUCACUUCCAGCAGUUGUGAUAUGAUAUAAAUAUCCUGCCUUAAUGUAUGUUAUCCCAACAACGCUAACAUAACAAGGCUCCGCCCCCCAAACGACAACAAAAAUCUGAAUCAUUGUGAAUUUUAUGUAUUUGGGAAAACAUAUUUAUGGCAUAUCGCUUUCAUCUGGGGGGGGGGGAAGACACUUGUGCUUCUGUAAUUCGUAUUGUUU
Messenger RNA from Phyllopteryx taeniolatus (common seadragon), 1616 nucleotides. Its product is annotated as claudin-15-like. Gene Ontology annotation, cellular component: plasma membrane; bicellular tight junction. Gene Ontology annotation, biological process: bicellular tight junction assembly; cell adhesion. Lineage: Eukaryota; Metazoa; Chordata; Actinopteri; Syngnathiformes; Syngnathidae. The record is from RefSeq and is a predicted model, not a curated record. The transcript is spliced from 5 exons. Gene Ontology annotation, molecular function: structural molecule activity. Bases 322 to 990 code for a protein of 222 amino acids.